CGGGCGCCGUUUACCACCAGUGCACCUGUAAAGGAUCUCAGUCGUUUCCUGGUUUAGCUAUCAUCCCAGAUGCUCAUCCUCGUCGUCUCUCUGUUACGUUUCCUCUCACACUGCAUCGCUUAACUGUGUGACUCCGUUGCUUAGUGCUAUGAAUCCGUCGUAUUGCAGUCACUAUACAGUCUUGAUCCUUGCUCUCGCUCAAGAAACGACGUAGCGUUUCGAAAAAUAUUCUUGCAUUGGUGGUGUGCGUGAGUGAGUCUCUGCGUUGUGGAGUUGGAAAUCAGAACUGUGUUGCGUUUGUUCGAGACUGCCGACGCGCCUGCCAAGAGAGGGUGCUUUCCGGAGACUGUUGGCGAUGAGUCUCAAUGAUGUGUUUGCUUUGCGCGGUGAGCCUGGGUGGAUGAACCAGCGCCAAAGUCCUUACGGAUUUGGAGGGAAUUCACCGAGGACGGAAAUGAGAGUCGUCAUAUGCUGCAACAAAUGCGAGGAAAAAGUUCGGGAGGAAAUCAGUGAAGUGUAUGGUGUUGAAGAGAUUUUCAUAGAUCCAACACGUUCGGAGGUUGUUGUAUAUGGCUAUGCGGACAAGCACGAUGUCCUGAAGAAGGCGAGGAAGAUGGACAAAAGAGCGGACAUAAUGUCGUCCGAUUCAUUCACACUUCACCAUGAUAGACACAGUAAACAUCACAAGCACCACAAAAACAGGUUCAGCAAUUUCUUCGGUCAAAGCCACGGCCACAGCAACUACAGCAGAGGAAAGCACAUGCCUAUAUUUGAAGUGACUGGUAGUCCCCGCUACAACACCAGCUUAAACCAGUCCAGCUCUUAUGACAACCGCUUCAACCGCCUUGAUGGUGGUUACGACAUGCCCGACUACCGAUCGAGGCAAACAAGAGAGUUCAGACUCGAUUACAGGCCCGAUCCUAUGUACAGGCAGAUGCACAGUGGCUACCGAUCUGAGCCAGAGACAAGACAUCGGUACAACGGUUAUGGAUCUAGCGAAUACCGACACGAACACGACCACGGAUAUGAAUACAAUGGGUACAGGCCAAACCAGAGAUAUCCUCCGAGCUAUGUUGAAAGAGAGGACCGAGACUCUCCAUAUCCGGAGGCCGUCAUGAACCCCGCCUACAUCAAGCAGAUGGGCUACUACUGAUUUCUAAAAUUCUUCGCCAUGCGAGUUUCAGAGUCUUGUACAACAGGGAAGGUGUAUAAAGCGACAUAUAUAGGGAGCACACACACACUCACACAAGAAAAGAGUUAAGAAGUUUGUGAUGCUAUGAGGUCCAGAACUUGCGGACAGAACAGCCAUGGCAGUAUUUCUUUUUUGUCUUAUACUCUUAUGUGCUUAGGCUGGAAUAUCAUGCUGUCCAUGAACUUAGAAAGAAAAAAAUAAAAUAAAAAAAAAAUGUCGGAUUAGGUAUCCAAUGGGAGGUAGAGUCCAAGUUUGUUGAUUGUUUGCUCGAAGCUGGAACCUGUUACAUGCCCCGAGAGGUCAAAGGUUGGCUCGGCUUCUGAUUUUGUACUUGCUAACUUGAAACCAUACCCGGAAAUACUAAAAAUUGUACAUCAA
Messenger RNA from Physcomitrium patens, 1570 nucleotides. RefSeq lists its product as uncharacterized. The record is from RefSeq and is a predicted model, not a curated record. NCBI's taxonomy places the organism in Eukaryota, Viridiplantae, Streptophyta, Bryopsida, Funariales, Funariaceae. Gene Ontology annotation, molecular function: metal ion binding.